GGUUCGGGUGCUUCGGGGGGAAGUAAGCAGGGAGCAGCAGCAGCAGUAGGGAGCGAACAGGCAUUCAGCAGGCAUAUUGAUCGGCUCAGUCGAAGCGUGAUUGUGGGAGAUGGCGGACCAGCAGAGCUCUGUUGUCGAGCUGAAUGUCGGCGGCGUAUUCUACACGACUAGCAGCCAAACUCUGGCCAAGGAUCCCAACUCGACUCUGGCCGCGCUGGUCGCAGCUGGUGGCGGCGACUGGCCGCGCGACUCCAAGGGAAAGAUCUUUAUCGACCGCGACGGAGUUCUCUUCCGAUAUGUGCUCGAUUACCUGAGGAAUCAGGCACUAGUCCUCCCGGAGAGCUUUCGGGAACGGGAGCGCCUGAAGCAGGAGGCGCAGUUCUUCCAGCUGCCCGGCAUGGUGGAGGCGAUCUCUGCCACACCAGGCGGUCGCCAGCCGGGCUACAUCACGAUCGGCUAUCGCGGCAGCUUCGCGUUCGGACGUGACGGCCUGGCCGACGUAAAGUUCCGCAAGAUCACGCGUAUUCUGGUCUGUGGUCGCGUGACGCUCUGUCGCGACGUGUUUGGCGAGAGCCUCAAUGAGAGUCGCGAUCCUGACCACGGUCUCACGGACCGCUACACGUCACGCUUCUUCCUCAAGCACUCCUCCAUCGAGCAGGCGUUCGACAUGCUGCAGGAACAGGGCUUCACGAUGGCUGGGAGCUGCGGCUCGGGUACGGCCGGAAGUUCGGCCGAUCUCAAGCCGGGUGUCGACUCUGAGGAGAGUCGUUGGAAUCACUACAACGAGUUUGUGUUCAUUCGCGAGUAGGCCAAUACUACUUCGACACUUGAUGCACAAGACGAGCUGGAGGACUACUGUGUUGCUUUCUAGAGGAGAAGAAUAAAAAUAGCAAGUGGGGUUGCGCCUGAGGAUAUACGAUAACGCCUGAACUUUUCCCUGAUAAGGGAUGUAAGUGUGAAUGCCGGAAAAAGAGUGCAAAAUCCAGAUCUGUGCUUAUUUCUAUAUCGAGAGAAAGAGGGAGAAAAAUUCAAACCUUCCUAACCGGAAAGCAUGAAAGUCUUAGCCAAGACUGCAUUUCAUUUUGUAGCGGUUGAUCCAAAUGCACACAUGAUGUGAACAUUUUUAUCAAUCUAUUUAUAAUCAAACGAUACAAUAUAAUUAUUAUAGUAGUGUAUUGAAGACAAACAGUGCCCACAAAUUCGUAUGCUAUAUUAAUUACUAAUAAUAUCAACAUCAGAGAAAAGUUUGUAUAAUCGAUGUAAAUUUACCAUUAUCAUUGUAUUAUAAUAUAUCGAAAGAUUUGUUUAAAUAUCUCCAUGUGUGGCAGUCAUCUAUUCGAAUUCAUUUUUGUGACUAGAUUUAAUAGAGGAGGAAUUGAGUAGUUUAUUAAACAUUAGAACUUGCUAUUCCUCUGUAGUGAUUUAGUCAAAGGUUGAAAAACAAGAAAAAACAAUUUCGAAAUUGGAAAAUAUUUGAAGUUCAGUUAUUUUAUCUGUAUUUACUAACGGUAUCUACAUAGAUUAGAGCUAUAUAUUAGACAUUAACUUAAGUUUAUUUGGAAAACUGUAGAAAUAUCUUACUUAAAGUGAUUGAGAAAAAUUACUUUUUCUUAGUCGUCGUAACACCAAAAAAAUAAUAUCAAGUUCUUCUACGAGGGUUCUGUAAUAAUAUUAUGUAGCCUAUUCGAUUAUGAUAUUGACUGUCUUUAGUUAUAGAUAAAUCUAUCAUUCCGGAAAUGAGGGUUGUAAUAGCCGUUUUUAAAUUCAAUACCUAACUGAAACUCAUUUGAAACACAGAAUCCAAUGAACAUUUCCUACAUAAUCGACAUUAAAAAACUGAAAUGUUAAGAAACCUUGUGCUAUUCAAUAUAUGGAUUCAAUAAUGUUACUCUGCUGUGAUCUAUCUUAGGGACUUUUUAGAUGAGUCCAGUUAGAUGUAUCUAAAUGGUUCUAUUAUUUCCUAUAAAAAUGCCUAAUCUGGGUUAAUAUUGAGACUAGGCUACAUUACAAUUAUUUUAUGUACUUAUUGUAUUCAUUGAGAUAUUUUGAUCAAUCUUAAAACUGGGCCUUUCCGUCUAGAUUCAUGCUAAGAACUCAAUCCAAUGAAGCUUUAUAUUUUGAUUGUCACAAGUGAAAUCCAACAAAAAAGACGAUUUUUCAACUCCUAUUGUAAAAAUUACCAAUGUGAAUUGGAAUGAAAUUAUCUCUAUCUCAUGGUGUAUAGCCAUGUGCAUUGGAAUCAGUGAUUUCUGAAAAUGUUACGCCUAUCAAUUUCAUUUGGAAAAAUAUUUUUACAGAUUGGAAAUAACCUUCCCAAUUCUGGGUUUUUCAUUCUUCAUGUAUUUGAAAAUUGAAAGAGUAACGUUUUACAUUUGAAAAAUAUCAUGCAUUUGCGUAAUUUGUAUAUUCGAAAUUGAAUGUUGAUAUGGUUAUAAAAGUAUGUUUUUAUAAGAAAAUAAAGAUUGUGUGUUAUGAUAAUGUUGAAAAUUGAGCGAAAGUCUCUUGAGUGGAAUUUUCAAUUGUUGUUGGCUUUGAUUGUGUAAGGAAAUUAUUUACAAUAUUCUUCAAAAAUGUUCAAAAUGUAUCAUUAGCGCACCAGUACCUGAUUUUGAAAGUUGUUUGUGUGGUUGAUACAUAAUGUGAUGAAUGUAGUUUUGUUACUUUUGGUGGAUUAAUAUUAUGUAAAGAAGCAAGAAAGAUUGAAGGUUACUGCGGAAAGUUGAACUCUUUAAUCCUUCAAAACAUUUAGGUCUAUCAAUCACUGAAUUUCAAAGGAGUGUCCCUUGGGUUUGUAGAGAAAAGUAAAAUGUUAUCAAUACUCAACCUUUAUUAAAGUUGACGAUUAUUGAAAGAGUUACUACUGUAUGAUUUAUUUGUCAUUACUACAGGAAAACUUCUAUCAUAAAGGUUUCAUGAGAAUAAUGAAUAUUAUUUCAGUUUCCUGGAACCAACUGUUUGGCCCUUUGAAACUUGGAAUGUAACAGUUUUGUUGCAUGUUACCACCAAAUGGAUGGAUUGAUCAUGAAAAGCCGUUAGGCCAUAUCUGUCCUAUGCAUCGGGAUCAUUGAACUAUGAAAUUUAUUUGUCAUUUGAAUUCGACAUUAUCAGAUGAACAUUUCCCAACAUGACCAAUAUUCAUAUUCGAUAAGAAAUUGUUUACAUAGUACAUUAGAUCGUAAUUAAAAUUUCAUAGGGUUCUUGUAAGAUGAAACAUGAUAGUAUCAAUUUAAUAAUUUGUUGAAGAAACUGUUUUCAGAUUCUCUCAAUGUUAUGUUACCGAAUAUUGUAAAAUAUUAUUGAAUAUAUUUUUCGUUAAUAAAAAUCUAUUAUUA
Molecule: messenger RNA, 3332 nt
Organism: Nilaparvata lugens (brown planthopper)
Lineage: Eukaryota; Metazoa; Arthropoda; Insecta; Hemiptera; Delphacidae
Gene: Ktl
Product: BTB/POZ domain-containing protein KCTD12
Exons: 3
Coding region: 110-808 (232 amino acids)
Biological process (GO): protein homooligomerization
Molecular function (GO): protein binding
Source: RefSeq, a predicted model, not a curated record